GCCUCAAACCGCAGAGUGUGAGAGAGAGAUGGCUCUAAGGUAUCAUCGCCGCAUGAAGGAUUUCUCGAAGUUUCUAUCCCCACUUGUCCCCGCAGGCAAUCGCUGCCAGCAAUAUGGCAAAACUUUGGACUUAUUGGCUUUGCCUAUAAUGCGAAUUCUUUCUGCUCCGAAGCCGAUUGCUAAUUGGACCCAAGCAAGAGGGUUUUGUGAACACAUGAUCUCAGCUGUGGCUGAUGUAUCCCAUGAACCUGCCAAUGAGAUAGAUCUUUUGUCUUUCAUUAAAGCUUCACUGGAUGAGUUUGAAGGCACAAAUCAUUAUUGGUUAAAUAGAUCUGACAAAAAUGAUCAACUUUUUGGAGCUGAUGGAGUAUUUUUAGUUCUUGCUGCAAAGAUUUUUGACUCUGGCAUUGUGUUUGAAAAAUUGAAGACAAUUCAAAAGAGGUAUACAAAAAAUAUUAGUUCCUCUCCUCCCAGAUUUGAUAUAGCCAUACAGGUUGGGAUAUAUUUUUUCAUAAUAAUUAAAUAUAUUGGCUGCAGGUUCCCUCAUAUUACUAUUAUGAGUUUAAAAGCAACUCACUCUUCGGCUGAUCAAAUGCACCUAAUCCACUUCCUGUUGACAGAAAAUAUCACAUUCCCCAUUUUGAUGACUCAGCAGACAUUUCCCCAGAUAGAGAAAGGUGCAUGCUACAUAUUAUUUAAAGACUUCAGCAGCCCAGUAAUUUAUCAUGAGGACACAGGUCUUGAAAUUCUAUGCAAAGCUGUUCGGGAGUUACAGGUGCAACCAAGUGGUGAUUCUAAGCUGCGCAAUAUAUUGAGAUCUACAUCUUGGAAGCAAGAUGGGAUCACUAAGGAUCAAUAUAUUUUUUCUCCAGCUCAGAAUUUACUUCUAUAUUACCCAGGUUGCGUCUCUGCAGAUGAAAGUGCUAAGCGCCUCUUCUUUUCUGAUUGCAAUCAUCAUAGGAUUAUUGUAUCUGACGAGAAUGGAGAGAUUUUGGACUGUAUUGGCUCUUCUCCAGGAUUUGAGGAUGGAGAUUUCGAAUCUGCUAAAUUAAGGCGUCCUGCAGGUUCUUAUUACCAUGAUACUGAGGAUUGCUUAUAUUUUGUGGAUUCAGAGAACCAUGCUAUUAGGAAAGCUGACAUUGGAGCACGAACCGUGGAGACUCUCUAUCCUACAACUGCAUCAAACACAGGAGGUAUUCGCAUAUGGAAUUGGAUCAUGAGUAAGCUUGGUUUAGAAAGCAGUGGGGAGACCAAUGUCGAGGAAAAAUCUGAAGUAUUUGAUUCUAAAUCGUUAUGUUUUCCAUGGCAUUUGUUGAAAUCAGUGGAUGACACACUCUACAUUAUAGACCGCAGGUUUCAAACUUUAUGGACGUUGGAUUUCAGUUCAGGAAAGAUAGGCGAAGUUUUUGAAGGUCUGCCUAGAAUUCUUGAGACCUGUGGACAGCCAAUCAUGAAAAAUUUAUGCAUCUUAGAUCAGAUUCAAUGUGAUUGGCUUCAACAACAACAAAUUAGUAAUGGGUUUUUGGUGGAGGGCCUCCCACGUUCUGAUCUUUUAUCUUCACUGGUUACCUUGCAUGAUCAUGUUUUCAUCUGUGAUCCUGUUGGACAGAGGAUUCUGAAGGUCAAUGGAGUAUCUGGGAUCUGUUCAGAUUUCCAGUUAUCUAAUUUAAAGAUACUUGGAUUACCUUAUUGGUUGAAUUUUCCCCUGGAGUCAUUUUAUGCUGUUGCAAAUGGACUUUCGGGUAUACCAAUUGAUCAUCUGCAACAUUUUGAUUUGCUACCAGGCAGGAUUGACAUACGUUUGAGUGUUGAUGUUCCUAUGGAUAUUGAACUUGUUGAACCAUUACAAGAAUCCUGUAUAUGGUGUCAAGCAAGAGGUGCAACUACUGAAAUUUCUGGAGUGGAAGAUACUCCAGGAUCGUUAGAUAAGGUUGGUGUUGCACAACAGUGGUAUGAUGAAUUAGAUUAUCUUGCCGCUCCAAAACCUGAAUCUGAAAUUAAUGUCAAAGAUGAUAUUCUGGAUAAACAUUCAGUGGGGGAAGAUGUGAAUGGUCGAAUUAGUUGUGGUGUCUGUUCUAGCCCUGGAACGAGUGAGGUUAUUAUUUACGCUGUACUGUACUGUAAACUUAGAAGAGUCCCAAACUCGAAUGAAGGCAACCGGGAGGAACAUGCAGCAAGGAUACUUGACAUUUUGAGCUCUAAGAGAUCUGGGAAAUUAGUAAGAGAUUUAUGGAAUGCAUUUUUGUUGCAAUCUAAGGGUGAUUUGAGAGAUCUAAUUUUCACGAAGCCACUACACGUCAGAGUAAGAUUAAAUUGUUCUGAUCAUCCAAAGGCUGAUAACGGAAGGGAUAUUAUCUUAACGGACUCGUCAAUUAAGGUGGGCGUAUCGCUCAAUUGACAGUAGGCUCAGUUGCACAGUUGCAAUUUUUCUUUAUUUUUCCACACCCCAUGUUUUAUUGUUUUGACUGUAUAAUCAAUAAGUAUUUAGUAACCUAUUUCGCUAAUUGCUAUAUAUUUAUGAGUAUUAGCUGGAAAACUCUUCUAUUAAAUACAAUUUAUUGUUUCAAAUUUUGAUUUGGCCAGACUUCUGUCAUUUGUUUUGAAUAGUCUCAAUGACUUCUGAACGAGGUGAAAGGCUUUCUCUUUCUUUGUAAUAUUUGGAGAUAUAUAG
This is a messenger RNA of Abrus precatorius (Indian licorice), 2671 nucleotides long. RefSeq lists its product as uncharacterized. Lineage: Eukaryota; Viridiplantae; Streptophyta; Magnoliopsida; Fabales; Fabaceae. The record is from RefSeq and is a predicted model, not a curated record.